Messenger RNA from Acipenser ruthenus (sterlet), 3687 nucleotides. RefSeq names its product chromaffin granule amine transporter-like. The coding region runs from base 175 to 1734 and encodes 519 amino acids. Gene Ontology annotation, biological process: xenobiotic transport; transmembrane transport; aminergic neurotransmitter loading into synaptic vesicle. Gene Ontology annotation, molecular function: xenobiotic transmembrane transporter activity; serotonin:sodium:chloride symporter activity. The record is from RefSeq and is a predicted model, not a curated record. Lineage: Eukaryota; Metazoa; Chordata; Actinopteri; Acipenseriformes; Acipenseridae. Gene Ontology annotation, cellular component: synaptic vesicle membrane; terminal bouton. The transcript is spliced from 16 exons.
UUAUUAAAUUACUUACUUUAUUUUGCAAGCAGACAGUCAUAUCCUGCAGGGUCGGUGAUAAUAAAUGGUGGUGGUUUGAACUGGAGGGGGCACGUCAGUUUGCGCAGCUUUGGCUCACAGAAUGCAUGAGAAGGUCUGGUAGUUGGAGAGCGCCCAUCUACUGUGUCUUAAACAAUGCCAUGCUUCAAUCCAUUGCAAUGGCUGAGAGAGUCAAGGACGCUGGUCUUGGUGGUGGUCUUUGUAGCCCUCUUACUGGACAACAUGCUGCUCACUGUAGUGGUGCCUAUAAUCCCCAGUUUCCUGUACGCCACCGAGCUCAAGAGUGUGAACGAUUCUUUAACCCACAACACAACCUCAGCUCCUGGGCAGGCUGGUUACGAAGCCGCUACUUUCUCCUCUGUCAUCUCAUACUAUGACAACACAACAAUCAUCCUCACAGACGACACUGUCAACAGCACCAGCAGGGACUUUAGCAGGACUGUCAAUGGCUCUCUGCUGACAGAAGAGGGCUCAGCGGUCAGAGACAGAGACUGCGUAAAAAACAAUGACAUCCUCAUGGAGGAGAAUGUCCGGGUCGGGCUCCUGUUCGCCUCCAAAGCUUUAAUGCAGCUUGUUAUGAAUCCAUUUGUUGGACCUCUUACUAACAGGAUUGGAUACCACAUUCCGAUGUUUGCUGGCUUUGUGGUCAUGUUCCUAUCGACAAUAAUGUUUGCUUUCUCUGAAACCUACAUCUUGCUGUUCUUGGCACGAAUGCUUCAAGGAAUCGGCUCGUCCUUCUCAUCUGUUGCAGGUCUUGGCAUGCUGGCCAGUGUUUACACGGAUGACAAUGAAAGAGGGACGGCCAUGGGGAUUGCUCUGGGAGGACUGGCUCUGGGUGUGCUCUUUGGAGCCCCCUUUGGAAGUGUGAUGUACGAAUUUGUUGGGAAGAAAGCUCCCUUCCUGGUUCUGGCCUGCUUAGCGCUGAUGGAUGGAGCAUUGCAGCUUUCUAUACUUCAACCUUCGAAGGUUUCUCCCGAGUCUGCACAGGGCCCGUCUUUAUUAACCCUGUUACGGGAUCCGUAUAUUCUCAUUACUGCAGGGUCCAUAUGCUUUGCCAACAUGGGGGUUGCAAUGUUGGAACCAACACUGCCAAUAUGGAUGAUGCAGACCAUGUGCUCUCCAAACUGGCAGCUCGGUAUUGCUUUUCUCCCAGCGAGUAUAUCGUACCUCAUUGGCACAAACCUGUUUGCUAUACUUGCUAACAAAAUGGGAAGGUGGCUCUGCUCCAUGAUUGGCAUGUUGAUUGUGGGUGUUAGUCUCAUCUGUGUCCCCUUAGCAAAAGAUAUCUACGGACUCAUUGGUCCAAAUGGGGGUCUUGGUUUUGCAAUCGGUAUGGUGGACUCCUCAAUGAUGCCCAUUAUGGGAUAUCUGGUGGACCUUCGCCAUGCGUCUGUGUAUGGUAGUGUCUAUGCCAUUGCAGAUGUUGCCUUUUGCCUCGGAUUUGCAAUUGGUCCUUCCACUGGUGGAGCGAUUGUUAGAGCCAUAGGGUUUCCAAGCCUCAUGGUAAUAAUUGGGAUUAUUAAUAUAUUGUACGCACCCUUGUGCUGCUUCUUAAGGAACCCAGCAGCAAGAGAAGAAAAAAUGGCAAUUCUGAACCAUGAGUGUCCCAUGCCUACCAAAAGCUACAGAACCCAGAAUACCUGCCACGAUUUUCCACUGAGUGAUGAAAGCUUUGAUGAGGAGAGCAAAGAGUGAUUUUUUGGAAGUUGUCCUUAACUCACCCCUCCCCCUCAAUAUUGUGUUCUAUUGUAAUUAACCCUCCACCCCUCCCCCUCAAUAUUGUGUUCUAUUUUGUAUUUGUAGACCCCCCCCUCCCCCAAAGUUCCACCAUCACAAGACACAGUCAGUAUGCACUCUAAGAUCUCUGCUUCAGAUCAUUAACAGAAGAAUGUACUCGAAACAUUUACCAAACCAGAAACCUAUUGUGGAAGGGUGGGGGGAUUCACUGACACGGGAGACACAAGAUUUUAUUUGUAAAAGAUUUAUUUAUUUUACUUCUUUAUUUUUUUUUUAUUUAGAUUAGCCCGCAGAGGGCGCUGUUGUCCAUGGUCUGGAUACUGCCGACAGUAAACCAGGACCACGGGGUUACCAACACAGGUAUCCCAAUCCGUGCACCUUCAAGUGCUCAAAAAUAAUAACGAAAACAGAAGGCGAAAGAAAAAGGGAAAAUAAAACACAGUAAUAAAACUACAAACAAAAGUGCUGCUUAUGCAGUGCCCCCACUGCCGCUAAUCCGGUCAGCACGGGUCUCCGUCCUACACUCAGCUGUGCUAUACACUGGGGUUGGUCAGGGUUCCCCGUACCUCUACACAUGUCCCCUCGGGUACGUAUUUAUCUAUAUUGCUCUGUGAAAAUUAGUUUUUUUUUUUUUUUUUUUUUUUAUGAAAGGCUGCCCCCUCAGCCGGGCUCGCCUGCUCCUUGUUUCACUCUGGCCUCUUCUGCCAGCGACACUGUAUUUCCUCCAACACGGCCACCCGAGUGCACAACCAAGCCAGUUCUUAUGGGCCGAGCAGUCUCCCAAGGCCCGCCCUUCAGCCACUCGGAGAGAGGGAAAGCACACACACCCUCUUCCCCACCUCUCCGUGUCAUCGCCAUGACAGACAGGCGGAUCCCACGAGACUGCUGCCCUCUACCUGCAGUAAUACAAAUGUGCCAGACAGUCAGUCCAGAUCUCCCCUGUUACAUCUAUAUACAGACCUUUUUGUUUAUUGAAUUAUUUACAUUUUUGAUGUAGUUAUUUGUCCGUGCUGUAUUGACUGCACUAGAUUGUACUUUCAAAUUACAUUUUAAACCUUUAUUUAUUUCUAUGAACGUAUUUAUUUAUUUACCCUGUAUGUCUUCUAUAUGUCCCUAAAGCAGGUGGGGCAAGGGUAACAGCAGUGCCAAUUCCCUUACAGAAAAUACGUUUUGUAAUAUAGUGGGGCAUGCUAUAGUUUUGUAAGUUAUGUUUAUUUAAUAUAUAUAUUUUUGCCAGUACUUCUUAACAGCUUUACAUUUAUGCAUGCACAUAGCAAGAAGUAAUAUUGGAUGGGCUCCCUAGUGGCACAUCUAGUAAAAGCACUCGCGUAGAGUGCUGGAUGCGCCCUAUAGUCUAGACGUCGCUGGUUCAAGUCCAGGCUAUUCCUUUGCCGACCGUGGACGGGAGCUCCCAGGGGGCGGCGCACAAGUGGCCGAGCGCUGCCCGGUGGGAGGGAGGGUUAGGUCGGCCAGGGUGUCCUCGGCUCACCGCGCACCAGCGACCCCUGUGGUCUGGCCGUGCGUCUGCGGGCUUGCCUGUAAGCUGCCCAGGACUGCAUUGUCCUCUGACGCUGUAGCUCUAGGUGGCUGCAUGGUGAGUCUGCAGUGUGUAAAAAAAGCAGGCGGCUAAUGGCACACACUUCGGAGGAGAGCGUGUGUUCGUCUUCGCCCCUCCCAAGUCAGCACAGGGGUGGUAGCGGUGAGCUGAGCUAAACAAAAUAAUUGGCCACUACCAUAUUGGGGAGAAAAUAACAAAAAACUAAUUAACGACUACUAAAUUAAAAAAAAAAAAAGAAGUAAUAUUGCUUACCUUUUAAUUUUAACAUGUAUUCCUUGUGUGAUGUAAAAAAAAAAUAGAAAAAAGCCUUUUUCCUUUCUCCUUUAAUGCAUAUACAAUAAAAGUCAUGUUGU